ACGAUGCUAGGUCACGUCACCGUCCGCAGCUUCCGCCGGGAAACUUGGGACUGUGAAGGACGGUCUGCCUCUCCGCCAUGCCCCACUCGCAUUUCGGCGAUCGACUGAGAGCCUCCGUUUCAAAAUCCGCACACAUUUCCUGUGUCCAUCUCUCGCGUCUCCAGUCCAGUGUUGCUGAAUAAGAGAAAGGAGGAGGAAGCAAAAAGAACUCUCAAAAAAACAGAGAGAAGAGACAGAGACCGACGAAACCGCGAGGGAUCCACCGGCGAAGACGGCGCUGAAGGUGGAGGUCCGGACGGCCAACUGUUACGGGGAAGGAGGCUUACAAAGGCGCGAAAUCAUGGGAGAAAACGGGGCAGAGGGCGUCGAUCGAAGAGGCUAGGGUUUGCGGGGGGAAGAUAGAGGAGCCGGCGGAGGGAAUAGAGGUUAGGGAUACCGCCGCUGGCGACGCUGCCAAAGGAGUCUGGAGCUCGUGGAGAGGGAGUUGUGCAGCUGUAUACCUCUGAUCAGCCGGGAUGGUGGAGCACGAGCAACUCUUUGAAGUCGGCCAGGAGGCUGAGGUGAGAACUUUCAUGGCCGGUUAUCGAGGUGCUUGGUUCCGUUGCAAGCAGAUAAGGGGGAUUAGAAAGAGAAGGGGGGAACAACAGUUGCAUAUGGAAUACUUUGAUUUUCCAGAUGAAAAAAUAACCUGGACUAACGUAUAUGAAAAGUCACCCCACUCCCCUGUAGAUGCUAAGCUAAAGAGGAAGAAACAAUUGAUGGUGCGCCCUCGCUUUCCUUCCGUCUAUCAUAGAAGUGAGAUGCCCAAUGGCAGAUCUAUCUCAGAUGUGGCAGUCAUCGUUGAUGAUGACUGGAAGGUGGGAGAUAUGGUGGAUUGGUGGAGUGAUGACUGUUAUUGGUCUGGAAGAGUAACAGAAGUGUUGGCGGACAAAAAGUUCCAGAUUGAGUUACAUGCUCCUCCAGCGGGUGAAGGAGAAUCUUAUGAAGCUUUCUCCAAAGACCUAAGGCCAUCUUUGGAUUGGUCCAUCGAAAAUGGUUGGAUGGUAUGUUCACUACAUUUUUCGCAGUGGAUCAAGCCUCCCAAUGAAGGUAGGUUGUUACUUCCUGCUGAUAUGGCCAGCCCACAAGAAGUACCUUUGGAUAUAAAUGCCUUUGAGAAAUCACCUCCAGAGACACACACAAAUUCUGAGAAAUCACCACGGGAGAAGUAUGAGAAUUCUGCAGUGGCCAGCAGUGGCCUUGGAAAGGCCAAUAGCUGUGAUGGUGUUUCUAGUUACAAUGUAAGGGUUGCAUCAGCAGAAAUGGAAGCGAGUUUUAGUAAGGAGAACAAUGAUUAUGAUCUACACUGUCGAAAGAAGCUGAAAAGUGAUGAUCACACACUGUUUAAUUCAAUGUUCUCUGAUACAUUGGAAGAUGCGAUUAUAGACCUUGAGGAACUUGCAAACCGGGUGAGAUGGCUCAAAGAUAUUUUAGAGCUCAGAGGGCAUCCAUCAAAGAACGUAAAAUCUUCGUGGAAGUUCUUAGAGCUUCGUGCAUCGGCCACUUCAAAAUAAGCACAUCAUUGAAGGAUGACGUGGAUAAUUUCAAGAUGGGGAGAGUCCACUUUGCUGAAUUACUGGAUCCCAAAAAUUUUUGAGUAAUUUUUUGGUUGACAGGUGAUGCCCAAACUUAUAAAGAGCACGGCGCUUUUUGAAGAUGCAGCUUGUGAGCC
Messenger RNA from Rhodamnia argentea, 1711 nucleotides. RefSeq lists its product as uncharacterized. The record is from RefSeq and is a predicted model, not a curated record. NCBI's taxonomy places the organism in Eukaryota, Viridiplantae, Streptophyta, Magnoliopsida, Myrtales, Myrtaceae. The coding region runs from base 516 to 1553 and encodes 345 amino acids. The transcript has 9 exons.